AGAUUUCAUUUAAUUCUAAGAGCACUAUGGCUUCCCACUUAAGUACUAAAGAUAGAUUAUUGUCGUUAAUAGACGAUAUUGAGUUGAUAGCGAAGGAGAUGAUUGAAGUAUCUAUAGCACCAAAAUCACAGAAAUUAUCGGCUGCGGACCACGCUCAGUUGACCGACUUAUUGCUCGCUAAAGAUGCAGAAUUGAAAAAAACAUUAGAGUUAGCUGAUGAACAAGCUAAGAUACAGCAAAAAAUGAACGAACUCAAGGCAGAAGUUGAUAAUAAGGACCAAGAGAUUCAUCAUCUACAAAGACAACUCAAGGAUGCUGAACAAAUCUUAGCGACAUCACUGUAUCAAGCCAGACAAAAGCUUGCUUCUAUUGUAAAAUCAAGGAAGAAGCCUGUACUUUCAGAGGAAUUGAUUAAAUUUGCUCACAGGAUAAGUGCGUCAAAUGCAGUAAGUGCACCAUUAUCAUGGCAACCAGGAGACCCUAGACGUCCAUAUCCCACAGACCUAGAAAUGCGACUUGGCAUGCUAGGUAGACUUUGUGAUUUACCACUCAAUGGUCACACUCCAUCCACUUUGAAUGAACUACACCGCAUCACUACUGGAGGAGUUCCAGCUUCAGCAUCAAACCAGUUCACAUGGCAUCCAUCAGGUGAGCUACACAUGUCGGUCGGAGGCGGUAAUUCAGUCGCAAUCGACGGCCGUAGCAAAGAUGCGCCUGCGCAGGAAGACGUUGAGGUCAUGUCUACGGACUCCAGUUCUAGCUCUAGCAGUGAUUCGCAGUGAAAUUGCGUAUUUUUUGUAGAGGACACUUCUAAAUGUAUCAGGUGAUUUGUACCGCCAGGGCUAAUUGAACCAAAAAAAAAUGCACAUUCCGCUGGUAUUUUUGUUGUCACCUAUUUUAUUUGAAGUGGAACAAUAGAUUUUAGUUAAAAUGUACUUCCAUAUGCAGGAAUUGUGUGAAGGAAAGACUGUUAUCAUCCUGUAUUUUUAUAGUUACUUAUGUAUUAGCUUUAUAUACCUAAUAUGUAUUUAUUAAAUAUAGAUAGUUUGUCUCAAUGUUCUAUUAUUUUUU
This is a messenger RNA of Hyposmocoma kahamanoa, 1071 nucleotides long. It is a transcript of the gene MED4, whose product is annotated as mediator of RNA polymerase II transcription subunit 4. Bases 27 to 782 code for a protein of 251 amino acids. The transcript has 5 exons. Lineage: Eukaryota; Metazoa; Arthropoda; Insecta; Lepidoptera; Cosmopterigidae. Gene Ontology annotation, cellular component: core mediator complex; mediator complex. Gene Ontology annotation, molecular function: transcription coregulator activity. Gene Ontology annotation, biological process: regulation of transcription by RNA polymerase II. The record is from RefSeq and is a predicted model, not a curated record.